GUGUUUGACAAUCGCUCGUGUUAUCAUUUGCGCAAACACUUGCUUCUCAGAGAAUGCUUUGGGGUCGGAAUUUGAACUUUGCCUAAAACGUAUCUCUACGAAGACACUUUCACGCCACAGGUAGAAUGGUAAGGCAAUAUGGAUAAGUGGACAACGCUAAAUAACCAAACGGCUGGCAAGGAUAAAAUCGCACGGUUUAUCCAAUACCUAUCCCGCGCAAUCUGGGAUGGCCUCGAACAGCGGCAUUUUGACCCCGCAUUGGUCUCCCAAUUGAAGACUCUGGAAUACAUUCUCAGCUCCUUCCGGAAGCUACUACGUUUCGGCAAGUGCAUAGAAGUAUUCUAUUCCUCACUCAGAUCGAUCCACUAUCCCGACUUGACGAUUCGGGUGAGCUUGACGCUGAGCAAACUAUCCCAGUCCCUUUUCCUGUUCGCCGAUCAUAUGCAGUGGCUUUCACGGACAGGACUUUUCCGCAGUAUCGAUACCAAGAAAUGGAACCUCGUUGCGAACAAGUACUGGCUAAUGGCGAUAAUAAUGAACUUGGUUCGUGAUCUGUAUGAGAUAUUCCGGUUGAUUGAUUUGAAAAGAGCUGCCCGGGCGUCAGGUGUAACGCAAAGAUGCCACUCGAUUGAGAUGUCAUCGUGCAGGAGCCUAGGCAAGCUUGCACUCAUAUCUUACUCUCAGUUGCAUCUGCAUAAAAAUAUUGUCGUGGAUACAGUGAAAAAUAUGUGUGAUGUUUUCAUUCCAUUGACCGCAUUAGGAUACACAAAACUGAGCCCACGAACAGUUGGAGUCCUUGGAGCAAUUAGUUCGGUUGCCGGCUUGCUGGCAUUGAUUCAGCCUGAUGCGAAACUAGUCCCAACGUAAACUUAUAAUUAUUCAAGUAGUCUUUUGAAUAUCCUUGCAGCAUUUAUAUUUCUGUGUAAUAAAACAUAUUUUUUAAUAA
Hermetia illucens (black soldier fly) is the source of this 946-nucleotide messenger RNA. It is a transcript of the gene Pex11ab, whose product is annotated as peroxisomal membrane protein 11A. The record is from RefSeq and is a predicted model, not a curated record. The transcript is spliced from 3 exons. Gene Ontology annotation, biological process: peroxisome fission; regulation of peroxisome size. NCBI's taxonomy places the organism in Eukaryota, Metazoa, Arthropoda, Insecta, Diptera, Stratiomyidae. Gene Ontology annotation, cellular component: peroxisomal membrane. The coding region runs from base 139 to 867 and encodes 242 amino acids.